Molecule: messenger RNA, 939 nt
Organism: Lactuca saligna
Lineage: Eukaryota; Viridiplantae; Streptophyta; Magnoliopsida; Asterales; Asteraceae
Source: the annotation of a GenBank genome assembly
AUGGAUUCAUCACCGAAUCAGAUCGUUAAAGAAAUUCCGAGAGUCAUUCAAGUAUACAAAGAUGGCCGAUUCCAGAAACUCUCCGGCACCUACACCGUUCCCGCCGGCGUUGAUCCAUCCUCCGGCGUCCAAUCCAAAGACGUCAUCAUCUCACCUGAAACUAACCUCUCCGCCAGGCUAUACCUUCCCAAAACCCCCACCAAAAAACUCCCCCUUCUGAUAUACUUCCAUGGCGGUGGAUUCAUCACCCAAACCGCGGCAUCCCCCUUCUACCAUAACUUCUUAAACCUCAUCGCUGCGGAGUCCAACGUCGUCAUAGUUUCCGUUGACUACCGAACGGCGCCGGAGCAUCCCGUCCCCAUCUGCUUUGAAGAUUCCUGGGAAUCAAUCAAAUGGGUCGCCGGAAACUGCCCGGACACUUGGGUAAAUGACUUCGCCGAUCUUGAAAAUGUAUUCUUCGCCGGUGACAGCGCCGGUGCUAAUAUUGCCCACCACAUGGCUAUCCGGGUCGGGUCAGAAAAUCCGAGAUUGAGCAUGAACCUACGGGGCACUAUCCUGCUCCACCCGUAUUUUUGGGGAGAAGAUCGAAUCGGGUCUGAAGAAGAACACCCAUGGAAGGCGUUAAUUGAAGAUAUGUGGAUCUUUGCCUACCCGGGAGCAAGUGGGUUGGAUGAUCCGCUUAUUAACCCGGAUAAGGAUCCGAAGGUAUCGGAUCUUGGAUGCUCCAGGGUACUGGUUUGUGUUGCUGAGAAUGAUAUAUUGAAGGAUAGAGGAUUGUAUUAUAACGAUAUUUUGGGUAAAAGUGGGUGGAAUGGAAGUAUUGAGGUUAUUGAGGAUAAAGGGGAAGACCAUGUGUUUUUCCUAUUUAGCCAUUCUCCAGAUAGUUCUUGUACAUUGCGCAAGAGAAUUUGUACUUUCAUCAAUCACAUCGAUAAGUAA